This is a messenger RNA of Brettanomyces nanus, 1515 nucleotides long. RefSeq lists its product as uncharacterized. Bases 1 to 1515 code for a protein of 504 amino acids. NCBI's taxonomy places the organism in Eukaryota, Fungi, Ascomycota, Pichiomycetes, Pichiales, Pichiaceae. Gene Ontology annotation, cellular component: cytoplasm. The transcript has 2 exons. The record is from RefSeq and is a predicted model, not a curated record. Gene Ontology annotation, molecular function: acyltransferase activity, transferring groups other than amino-acyl groups.
AUGCAGUCUGAAAAUGCGCGUAGUGUAUACAUGGAGCGCGGAUCAGAGAUCGCACAGGCUAAGAUUCUUGAAGAUGAAAUUAAAGCACACUUCCCGCUUUCAAUUACAUGUAAAAACGAGUCUCGGUGCAUUAUAACCCCGUAUGUAUUGGGGGUAGAAUCCGUCUCCCAGCAUCAACUUCUCCAAUGUUUAGAAAUCUUGACUUCGAACUUGGGUGAGACUUACAAAAAACUUCAUGGCCGGCUUUGGAAGGUGGAUAAAAUUAGGGAGAUGAACGAAUCAGGCUUGGUGUAUGCGCUAUUAAAAAAAGAUUCCACACUGAUUGGCUUCAUGUCUAUGAAAUUAGUUGUAGACGAUAACUUGUCGGUGAUCUACCUUUACGAAAUUCAGAUCGCCAAUUACUAUCGGGGAAUGGGAUUAGGAUCACAGUUGAUGGAAGCUUUUUCAAGUUUGCCGGAUAGUAUCAAUGCAAAUACGGAGUAUCUUGACAAGUUUGGACCCAUUGACGGUACUUCUUUAACCGUGUUUAGUACCAACGAGAGGGCGAUACAAUUCUAUAGAAGACAUGGUUACAGAAAUUCUAGACAUUCUCCCACCGAUAAAAUAACUACAAACGUUAUCACUACACAGUAUGCAACACAUAUCUUCAUGCCUUCAAUUGGUACUACGGUUGGAAUGAAAACAGUGACAGGUUCUUCCAAGGGAUUCAAUGGACUCACCACGAUUUUGGAUAAAGAGGAUGGUCAUCCAAUUGGAAUCCUAAACGCCGCUACUUUGACAGCUUUUAGGACGGCACUCUGCACGUCUUUGGUGUUAACAGAGACAUUUCCACUCAAUGAUCCGGAAUCCUCUAUUGGUGGAAAUUUAAUAUGCUACGGAGUUGGUGCCCAAGCUGAAUGGCAUAUAAGACUAGCAUUGUUACUAUACGGGGACCGAUUCAAACAGGUGGUCAUAGUUAAUAGAACAGUUUCAAAGGCACAUAAAUUGACUGGCAUGAUACACAAGGAGUUCCCUCAAAUUAUCGUAACAACAUGUGCUCUGAAUGAUACAGAUGAUUUACUGACUUUUUAUGAAGAUGCUAGCGUAAUAUUCUCAUGCGUCCCAACUACCUCCCCCACGGUACUCAAUUGCGAAAUUGAUGCAAAUAACCGUGAUAAAAUCUUCAUAGGAGCAAUUGGAUCCUUCAAGCCUCAAAUGAUUGAAAUUGAAGGUGAGUUGAUCAAACAGAAAUGCUUGGCAAAGGGAGGUAAAGUGAUUGUAGAUUCAGUGUCUGACUGUCUAGCAGAGGCAGGUGAAUUUAUACAGAAUGAUAUUGGCGAGGAGUCAUUAAUUGAGUUAGCUUCACUCUUUGUGGAACCAUCAUCGAAAAAUGCAAAGAAGCAGAUUGAAUACUUGAAAAAAGGAAAGGUGGUUAUUUCGAAGCUAGUAGGAUUAGCCAUAAUGGAUGUCUCCAUAGGAAACGCUAUUCUUAGUCUAGCAAAGGAGAGGAACAUAGGUACUGCGGUUGAAUUUUAG